Messenger RNA from Dentiscutata heterogama, 213 nucleotides. The record is from the annotation of a GenBank genome assembly. Lineage: Eukaryota; Fungi; Glomeromycota; Glomeromycetes; Diversisporales; Gigasporaceae.
AUGGAAAAAAUUAGCAAACAACCUAAGAUAAACAAUUUUGAAGUGUUGUCUACAUUAUAUAAUCAAAUAGAAUUUAAAAAAAAAGAUAAAGAAUUUACAGAUAUUGACAUGGAUAAUUUUGAAAAUAAUCUUAAAAUAUUAAUUGAUGAAGACGAAAAAAUUCCUGAUAAUAGAAAAAUAAAACUGAUUAAAGAAAUUUUAGAGAAUUCAAGA